CAACAGCAACUUGUUCGUUGUUACAGAAUGGGAGAACGACUUCUUUCAGUUUCAAAGAUGAUUUCCCCCUCAAUGUUUUCUGGCCAACCCAUUCCCGUUCGCAAUCUACCGAUUAGUUUGUCAUUCUUGAAUGCGAAUUUGCAGUCUUCAAGGUAUGGGGUUAACAGGACUCCAUCCUUCAGAAGAACAAAUUGUAGUAGAGCUGUGAUGUCUGAGGUUGGUAUGAAGAAAGAGCACCUUAGGGUUGGGGCAGAUUCGAGUGGUCCCAUACCUCCCCAUCAGCUUCUCCAAGUGGUUCAAGCUGCGGCCAUGACUGGUGCUGAGGUUGUAAUGGAAGCUGUGAAUAAACCUAGACAGAUUAGUUAUAAAGGAUUAACUGAUCUAGUAACCGACACAGAUAAAAAAAGUGAAGCUGCUAUUAUGGAUGUCGUUAGACAGAGUUUCCCAGAUCACCUAAUUCUUGGAGAGGAAGGAGGAUUUACUGGGGAUGCAUCUUCUGACUAUCUCUGGUGUAUCGACCCUUUAGAUGGGACCACAAACUUUGCACACAGCUACCCAAGCUUUGCCGUAUCUGUGGCAGUUCUUUUUAGAGGAAAACCGGCUGCUUCUACUGUGGUAGAGUUUGUGGGUGGCCCUAUGUGCUGGAACAAUCGCAUAUACACUGCAGCUGUUGGCAGAGGUGCAUUUGCUAAUGGUCAAAAGAUAAAUGUCAGCAACACUGAUAAGGUGGAGCAAUCGCUCCUAGUGACGGGAUUUGGUUAUGAUCAUGAUGGUUCCUGGGCUGCCAAUAUGGAAUUAUUCAAGGGAUUUACUGGCACCAGCAGGGGUGUGAGAAGGCUGGGUGCUGCAGCAGUAGACUUGUGCCAUGUGGCUCUUGGAAUUGUUGAAGCCUAUUGGGAAUAUCGUCUAAAACCAUGGGACGUAGCUGCUGGAGUUCUGAUAGUAGAAGAGGCUGGAGGUUUAGUUUCCUGCAUGGAUGGUGAAAGUUUUCGUGUAUUUGAUAGGUCUGUCUUGGCUUCAAAUGGUGCCCUUCAUGAUAAGCUUAUUGACAAAAUUGGUCCUGAAACAGAAAAACUGAAAAGCAAAGGAGUUGACUUCUCGCCCUGGUUCAAGCCUGAAGCUUAUAAAACCGAUUUUUGAGAAACUUAUUUGUUUGCUGCUAUGUGAAUAUGAUUUAGAUGACAGCGGAAUGGAAUCUCACCCAGUAGUGACCCAAAAGCAUUGUUUUACUGUCAUGAAAUUGUGUAUUGGUUUGAAUUUUACAAGCUGCCAAUAAAGUAAGCAAUUGAUUACUUACACAAGGACCAUAAAGAAUAUGAAAUGAUAAUACCAACUAUUA
Molecule: messenger RNA, 1339 nt
Organism: Cuscuta europaea
Lineage: Eukaryota; Viridiplantae; Streptophyta; Magnoliopsida; Solanales; Convolvulaceae
Source: the annotation of a GenBank genome assembly